This is a messenger RNA of Cynara cardunculus var. scolymus (artichoke), 3609 nucleotides long. RefSeq names its product pre-mRNA-processing factor 39. Lineage: Eukaryota; Viridiplantae; Streptophyta; Magnoliopsida; Asterales; Asteraceae. Gene Ontology annotation, biological process: RNA processing; mRNA 5'-splice site recognition. Gene Ontology annotation, cellular component: commitment complex; U2-type prespliceosome; U1 snRNP. The record is from RefSeq and is a predicted model, not a curated record. The transcript is spliced from 11 exons. The coding region runs from base 621 to 3407 and encodes 928 amino acids. Gene Ontology annotation, molecular function: protein binding.
UCCCUUGCACACAUUCUCAUCCGUUCUCUAAAAUUUCCAACAAAGAGCUUACACAAGUAUUAUGACAAGUGCUUUGCUUCAAGUCAGCAUAGGAAUUGGGCAAAAGUAGAUUUCAUGGGAUGAGUAUUGGUACAAUACGAGCUUUCACACAUCCAUGGGUUGCACUAUGUUCAAGGUUCUGUAUGGCGAGCGAGACCCGCCUGCGUUGAUUCACUACACAAUGGGAACGAUUCCUGUGCGAGAUGUGGAGACUUUGCUAGAGGAACGGGUUGUGUUCCUUCACGACUUAAAGAUGAAUCCCCUUCGUGCACAACAUAAGAUGAAACACUCGGCGGAUAAGAAGCGCAAGAUAUGAAAUAUCAAAUUGGUGAUAAAGUGUUCGUCAAAUUCCGACCAUACCGACAACGGUCACUGCCAUUAUGCCGAAUGAGAAGUUAGCUACUCGUUAUUAUGUUCCAUUCGAGGUAUCCUAACGCAUAGGUGCAGUGGCGUACAAGCUGAGUUUGCCUCCUUCAACCUUGGUGCACCUGGUCUUUCAUGUUUCAGAAUUGAGGCAGACCUAGGGCAAGACUCGUUCUUCUCCCACUCUUCCGCCACAACUGACGACCGAUUCAGAUCUCAUGGUUGAGCUGGCUGCAGGUCUUGAUGUAAGGCAUGGAAGGUUGCACAAUGCCCAAGAGUUGGAAGGUCUGAUUGCAUGGAAGGAUCUGUCCUCAAGUUUUAGAGAGUUUGCUGCUUUUGUAGAAGAGGAUAUGUCAUGCCCAAAAAGUUGCAACCUUGAGCCCCAUGCAGCUGAUUCAAAUGUAGAAGUUGCCAGAUCCGAUGAUGAAAUCAUUGCCAUCAAGGAACUACAAAAUUCCUCCAGUAUUGAGCUGAGGUCUAAAGCUCUAUAUAAAUUUAUCACCAUUGGUGAAAGGUUCUAUAGCAAAGCAUGCCAAUUGCACGAAAAAAUAGAUUACUUCGAGAACUAUAUGGAGAGGGACUUUUUUCAUGUAAAACCACUUGAGGACGAGGAGCUAGAAAAUUGGCAUAAUUAUCUGGAUUUCAUUGAGAAGCAAGAGGACUUUGACUGGGCUGUGAAACUGUACGAAAGAUGCUUAAUUCCCUGUGCUAAUUACCCUGAAUUCUGGAUGCGCUAUGUGGAGUUUAUCGAAUCCAAGGGGGGACGAGAAAUAGCAAAUUUUGCUCUAGAAAGGGCGACACAAGUAUUUUUAAAGAACGUGUCAGAGGUGCAUAUUUUCAAUGCAAGAUUUAGAGAGAAAAUAGGAGACAUUGAAGGAGCUCGUGCUGCAUUGCUUCGUGGUGAGAACGGAUCUGAUUCGUCUUUCAUUGAAACUGCAAUAAGAGAGGCCAAUAUGGAGAAACGUCUGGGAAAUUUGGACACAGCUUUGGACAUUUAUGAUAAAGCACUCAAAAUGGCAGCAGACAAGGAGAAGAUGCACAUCAUCCCUAUUCUGUAUAUUCAACUUUUCCGUCUUAAAUACCUGAUCACUGGCAGUGAAGAUGCUGCUGUCGACUUACUAAUAGCGGGUAUUCAGCAAGUGCCUCAUUCUAGGUUACUCCUAGAGGAAUUGAUAAACUUUGCAAUGCUGCACGAAGGAUCAAGACAUUUGAAUGUUGUUGACCCCAUUAUGGCCACUGCCAUAACCUGUGGAUCAGAUGGCUCCCAGGGUUUAAGCUCCAAAGAUCGUGAGGAUUUGUCCCAUUUGUAUUUGAAGUUUGUUGACUACUGUGGAACCACCCAUGACAUAGGAAAGGCAUGGAACCGUCACAUAAAAUCUUUUCCCCACCUGAUAAGGAGUAGCUCUUCACAUAAGUCGCCUUCCAAUCAGCUUUUGAAUGAGCCAGAAGAAGUAAGAGAAAGGAUCCCUCGUCUUGUUGCGAAGCAGCCAAUUGUGGUUAAUAGUAUCGAGCAUAUACCCCGGGUUUCAGCCGAAGAGAACCACAAGUUGUCGAUUUCGAAAAAUCAAGCUAUCAAGCCACACGAGGCUACAGCCAACCAGCAUGGAGGAAAUGAUGAAGAUAAUGCAGCUGGAGAAUUUAAAAGCUUAAAACGCCAUUCUAGAAAUGAUGCAUCUGAAAUGAUCGAAUCAUCUCUUGCUUUACAUAAGCGAGGAGAAAUUGAAUCUGUAUAUAUAGAUUCAAUCGACCAUAUACAAUCCCAGAAAGAUACAUUAGGACCAAAUGAGCCACAGGUAUCACACAAAUAUGACCAAAUCAGACACAAGCCAGAAAAAGAACAUGAAGUUGAAAUGCUUCUAAUACCAGUUUCUUUGGAGAGUCUUUCUUUGUUAACUCGGGAAAAAGGACCUAAUGUUCUGGAGGAUACCGUGCCCUCUGUAAAUAAUGAGAACCCUUCGACAUCCACUCGGAACCCUUUUUCAGCCACUGAAUCUGCCAAGAAACAAAAUGGAACAGAAGAACAUGGAUCAGAAAGUUUGUCAUUUUCACCAGGCCAUCGGAAUCUUCGUGAACAAACAGAUCCACAACAAUAUUCUUCACAAAAUCCGGAAACUUGCUGCAAAACAAAUCACAUGCUUACAGCCUCUGAAGAUGCAAGUGCCGAAUCUGAUGGCCAGCCACGUCAGCAUCAUCGUCAGCCACACCAAGGUUUUCCGUUAAUUCAUGAAUCAACUGCUAACCAAGAUCAUCCAAAUCCAACAAAGGAAAAUAUAGAGAACAACACCUGGCCUGUGGCAAAUGUACAGCCACAGAGCUCUUCAUCUGCACCCCAACCGGUUCAACCUCAUCCUAAUCUUGCAUCAAUGGUUCAGUAUCCUGUGCAAAAUACUGAACAAUCUGGACUUGUUCAGAAUGCACACGCUUAUAAUCAAAUGUGGCAAUAUCAAUAUCAAUACCAACAGCAGCAGAAUCAGCAACAAUGGCUGCAAAUGCAACAAUCUUAUUUAAUGCAGCAGCAACAGUUUCAGCCACAGCAAUAUCAGGUGUAUCAACAGCAGGAUCAGUACCAACAGUAUAUGUAUCAGGUGUACCAGCAGCAACAGGAGCAAGGGCAUCAGCAGUUAUUGCAGCAACAACAACAAAUGCAAGAAUAUAUGUGGAUGCAACAAUACCAGCAGAUGCAACAACAGAUGCCACAAGAUUUUAGUCAGAAUAAGCAGCAGCAGAUUGCUGUGAUGUCCAAUCAGAUGUGGAAUGGUAGCCAUGAUCAACAGGGCCAUGCAACGAUGCUGCCACACCCCACAACCACACCUGCUGGCUUUGAAACACCGUACACACAACAAAACUCUGAAAACAGGGUGGCCCAACCCACGGGUGCAAGUGGAAGUGCACCAACAAACAUUGGCUCUCCAAGUAAUUGCCAACCAUCUUCCCAUAGGGCUUCAUCGGUCCCUUCCAAAUCUCUCCAUUCUCCGUCUCUUGAGCAAACCCUCCAAAGUGGAUAAACAUUGUAUAUGGCAUCGUCUACAUUCGAGGUCUUAGUGGGAUUUGAGUGGCAUUUGGAGUUCCAUAUUCUAGUAGGAUGGCUUUAGAGGCAUCAUCCGUUUUAUGAAGAUAGCAGAGCUAAUGGUUUUAGUAACACCUGACUUAUUCUAAUUCUGUUUGAGAAUUAGUUAGUCCGAAUUAGACUUUUAUACUUAUUUUUUU